AGGAACAAGCUGAACCCGACGGCACUGAUGAAGCCGAAAAGGCGGCUGCGAUGUACGGAGUAGAAACGGAUGUGUUUCUGAAGGCAUUCACACGUCCACGAGUGAAGGUUGGCACAGAAUGGGUGAAUAAGGGUCAAAAUAUGGAGCAGGUGCAGUGGGGUGUUGGUGCGAUGGGUAAGGCCAUCUACGCACGUGUUUUUCAUUGGCUCGUCAAAAAAUGCAAUGAAACGUUGGAUCAGAAAGGUGUGGACAGAGAUCACUUCAUCGGAGUGCUUGAUAUCGCUGGAUUUGAAAUUUUCGACGUGAGUUUAUCGCAUCCAUUUGAGCAAUUUCUUCGUGUGAAUAUUUUUGUAUCGUACAUAUUUCAUUUAGUAAUUAGUAAAAGAAUACAUAAAAUAUAUUUCAUUUUUUUAAUAAGAAAUUAUGAAUGGAAUGAAAUAUAUUACAUAUUCUUUUUAUGUACAAAACAAAAUAUGUUGAUUGAAUCCUUUGAUUAG
Anisakis simplex (herring worm) is the source of this 497-nucleotide messenger RNA. NCBI's taxonomy places the organism in Eukaryota, Metazoa, Nematoda, Chromadorea, Rhabditida, Anisakidae. The record is from the annotation of a GenBank genome assembly.